Molecule: messenger RNA, 2750 nt
Organism: Chlamydomonas reinhardtii
Lineage: Eukaryota; Viridiplantae; Chlorophyta; Chlorophyceae; Chlamydomonadales; Chlamydomonadaceae
Exons: 5
Coding region: 773-1903 (376 amino acids)
Biological process (GO): peptidyl-proline hydroxylation to 4-hydroxy-L-proline
Cellular component (GO): endoplasmic reticulum
Molecular function (GO): procollagen-proline 4-dioxygenase activity; iron ion binding; L-ascorbic acid binding
Source: RefSeq, a predicted model, not a curated record
UAAAUGACAGAGGCAACGGUACCAGACAGGGCGCUGGAGAGCGGUCCCGUUUGCAACACCCAAGGUGCAACCAGGUCAAACGCUGCAGCCAUGUUGACCGAUGUACCAAGUCAAGACACCACGUCUAGGCUGACACUGACUCCAGCUCGCAGAGAGACGAAAGGCCACAGCGCCCCUGCUCACAGGCACAAGGCCUCGCUAUGAUGGCCUAAUCAACUGCCAAUAAUUACAAUCAUUUCAUACUAUGCAUGCUGUAUAGCAGUCUCCGGGCGAACCUUUCAGAAACCGGCGGGCCCGAAGGCCGGCACCAGAGGCGCCAUCGGCCGGGCGCGAUGUGCAGACCAAUACAAGUCAUUAUGAAUUACAUCUAGUAUUAUAUGGCACAGUCGCGCACUCGCGCUGCGCGCGGACAGUUCGGCUGCUUAGAACUGUCUUGAACAACUGUUCCCGCGAACAUGUGUCGAUGCGGCCUGCAGGUUUGGCGCUGAGACCACUGACUAUUGCGACUUGCAUAUUGGGACAAUCAACUGCCGGUUCUCACCACGGGCGCAAGCGCCCGCCAGCCCCGGUACCCCCAGUACCGGAAGCCGGGACAGCCCAUCUCGCCGCAACGGCGCGCCUUACAUAACCCCUGUUGUGGCCGACGAGACCUGAUAUGUUUGCGACUUCUUAUACAUAGCUGCACACCCUUGCGCCUCGUCUUUCGUCAGCGUCAAUCAGGCUCUCCCCAGCACAACAACAUCGUGCGACUUGACUUCCGCUCGGCUUUGCAAUGCGUUUCGUCGCCCUCGUGGCCGCAGCCUUAUUGCUGCAGGCAGCCUUUCCUACAAGUGCCGCUAAGGAAGCAGAUGGAUCCUGGGGAGGGCUUCCCGAACGACUUCUUGACUCAGCAAUGGUCAUGCACCACGAGGCCGACAAGCAAUUUGAGGAGGACGCCACACCCUGGGUGCAGCAGGUCGGCCUGCACCCCCGCGCCUACUACUUCCACAACUUUCUCACUAAGGCAGAGCGCGGACACCUGGUCAAGCUCGCAGCGCCCAAGCUGAAGCGCUCCACAGUCGUGGGCAAUGAUGGCGAGGGUGUUGUCGACAACAUCCGCACUAGCUACGGCAUGUUUAUCCGUCGCCUCCAGGACCCCGUCGUCGCCCGCAUUGAGAAGCGUAUCUCGUUGUGGACCCACCUGCCCGUCGAGCAUCAGGAGGACAUUCAGGUGCUGCGCUACGCGCACGGCCAGACCUACGGCGCCCACUAUGACUCUGGCGACAAAUCCAACGAGCCCGGCCCCAAGUGGCGCCUGGCCACCUUCCUCAUGUACCUGUCCGACGUGGAGGAGGGCGGCGAGACUGCUUUCCCGCACAACUCCGUCUGGGCGGACCCGUCAAUCCCCGAGAAGGUUGGCGACAAGUUCUCUGACUGCGCCAAGGGCAACGUCGCUGCCAAGCCCAAGGCCGGCGAUGCCGUGCUUUUCUAUUCCUUCUACCCCAACAUGACCAUGGACCCCGCCGCCAUGCACACCGGCUGCCCGGUGAUCAAGGGCGUGAAGUGGGCUGCGCCCGUGUGGAUGCACGACAUCCCCUUCCGCCCCUCGGAGAUCAGCGGCAUGGUUCAGCGCAUCCCCGACAACGAGCCCGAUGCCGGCACCUGCACGGACCUGCACCCCCGCUGCGUCGAGUGGGCUGCUGCCGGCGAGUGCGAGCACAACAAGGGCUUUAUGAUGGGCGGCCCCGACAACCUGGGCACCUGCCGCAAGACCUGCAAGGCCUGCGAGCAGUGCAGCUCGGGGGACAUGGACUGCAUCAACAGCAACCGCGUGCGCGGCGGCUACUGGAAGUACGACAAGGACGAGCUGGAGUGGCUGGGUGCUGGCAGCCUGUGGAAGGCCGACAUGUCGCCGGAGCUUUAAGCAGGCGGCGGCGGCCGGUUGGCGGCACUUAGCGGCGAUGGGAGGGCAAUGCCAUGGCCCGCAGCACCAGCCUCGCCCUCAUGAUGUGAAGAGGCGCGCGGGCUCUAGCCAUUCUUGUCAUUCUUUUGGGUUGUCGCGAGCGUGUGACACGGGGGUUGGAGGAGCGUUGGAGUGGACCCUGCGCGAGUGGUGUUGAAAGCUUAAUGUGCAGCGGGAUGCACUGGUGCAUGCGAGCUUGCACCGUGCAAGUUUGGGACCUUGUAGUAGGGGAUCGUGGGACUCAUGCAUGGAAGGGGCAGAAGCUUGGCGUCGCAAUUGUGCGCCGGCUGCUGACUAUAGAAUAGACAUACAUGCACAACAGGUUUUAGAGGCAGGGCGCGACACAGCGAAGGCAAUCAUGAAUGAGGACCGCCGUACGCGCACACGGAAUGACAUGAAGAAGCGUGUUUUGACAAGGUCUUACGUCAGCACUGACUGCGUGUGGGAUCUCACUGGAGUAUCUCCUGUACGACAGGACGUCCUGGACGACGCCUCUUACGGUACAUAUUGAGCCUGUCAUUUACGCUUGACGUGAAAUGAAAGAAAUUGUUUCUUACAGAAUCUGGCACUGCGCAGACUUCGUGGCGUGAUACAGUAUUCACUGCUGACAUAGCCUGACCCGACUGGUGCACGCAUACCGAUGCACGCUAGGACGGACUUCAUGUUCGCUUGUGUGUUGCGUUUUUUAAGCACGUCGAUGACGGGGGAUGCGUGGGGAUGCGCCCCUGGCAUGCGGAUUGACAAGUUCUGGACACACUCCGGCCAUGUGCAGUUUUGCGCUAGAAUCCGAAUGUAAUGGACGUCAACU